AUGCACGCUGGCGCCCCGGCAGCCGCGCCGAUGUGCGCGGGGCGCGUGUGCGGGCGGGUGGCGCACCAGGCGGGGAUGAGGGCACCAACCAGGGCAGCCGUGAGGACCGCCGCCGCAGUGUCGUCCAAGGGGUCUCCGAUCACCGCGCGCAUCCCUGCGGUCAGCCGUUUCGACGAGGAACAGUACGUGAAGGAGUUGGAGAUGGAGAUGGGCAUGUGUCAGCUGCGCCGGUACUCGCCGGAGGGCGUUCAGGACGCGGUGAUCAAGAACCCCAGUGACGUGCUGACGGUCGUCGCUCGCGGGUACGAGAUGAUCUCGUCGAUCGUCGGGUACGCGGGCGCGCUGUGGCUGGACAGCCUGCGCGGCGAGGAGUACUCCGACACGCCCGAGGUGGUGAAGAAGCGGUCGGUGCAGCUGCGCGAGAUGCUCGUCGCGCUGGGCCCGACGUUCAUCAAGGCCGGGCAGGUCCUGGCGAACCGGCCGGACAUCCUGCGCGCGGACUACAUGAACGAGCUGUGCGUGCUGCAGGACGACGUGCCGCCGUUCCCGGACGAGGUGGCGUACCGCAUCAUCGAGGACCAGCUGGGGCGGCCGAUGGGCGAGGUGUUCUCGAGCAUCUCCGAGCGGCCCGUCGCGGCGGCCUCGCUGGGCCAGGUGUACAAGGCGCGCCUGCGGGAGACGGGCGAGGUGGUGGCGAUCAAGGUGCAGCGCCCGAACGUGGGCCCGGACAUCCUGCGCGACCUGGUGAUCUUCCGCUGGAUGGCCAAGUUCGUCAACUCGUGGGCCAUCUCGCGGCUGGGGUGCAACGCGGAGCUGAUCGUGGACGAGUUCGGGCAGAAGCUGAUCGAGGAGCUGGACUACGAGCUCGAGGCGGCCAACAUCAUGGAGUUCGGGAACAACUUCGCGGGCGACGAGACGGUGAAGAUCCCGUGGGUGCGGCGCGACCUGUGCGGGCCGCGCAUGCUGGUGAUGGAGUGGAUCGACGGGAUCCGGUGCACGGACCCGGACGGCAUCCGGCGGAGCGGGAUCGACGUGGCGCGCUUCAUCAAGGUCGGGGUCGUCUCCGGGCUGCGGCAGCUGCUCGAGUUCGGCCUCUUCCAUGGCGACCCGCACCCGGGCAACAUCUUCGCCAUGCGCGACGGGCGCAUCGCCUACGUGGACUUCGGGAACGUCGCGCAGCUGUCGCAGAGCAACAAGCAGGUCCUGAUCGACGCGGUCGUGCACGCGGUGAACGAGGACUACGAGGGCAUGGCCGUGGACUUCAUCAAGCUCGGCUUCCUGGCGCCGGGCACCGACACGCGCCCGCUCACGCCCGCGCUGGAGAAGAUCUGGAAGGACUCGAUGGGGCAGAGCCUGGAGGACUUCAACUUCCGCACGGUCACCGGCAAGUUCAACGAGCUGGUCUACCAGUACCCCAUCCGCAUCCCCGAGCGCUACUCCCUCGUCAUCCGCUCCCUGCUCACCCAGGAGGGCAUCUGCAUGACGCUCGACCCCAAGUUCCACUUCCUCGAGGUCGCCUACCCCUACGUCGCGCGCCGCCUGCUCACCGACGAGGACCCCGCGCUGCGCGAACGCCUCCUCGAGGUGCUCUUCCAGAACGGGCGCUUCCAGUGGCACCGCCUCGAGAACCUCGUGACGCUCGCGCGCGAGGGCGGGCCGGGCGGCGGCGGAAUCGACCUUUCGGACACGGCGCGCGACGCCGCCUCGCUGGUGCUCACCGACGGGCGCCUGCGCGCGCAGGUGCUGGGCGCGCUGACGGAGGACAACAGGCUGCACGUAGACGAGGUGAUGCGCAUUCUCGACCUCGUCCGCGAGGACAUCGACCCGCAGCGGCUGCUGCAGGACACUGUCCAGGACCUCCCGCGGCUGUCGCGGAGGCUCGCGCUGGCGUGGUCGGACUCGGUGCUGUCGCGGUAG
Pedinophyceae sp. YPF-701 is the source of this 1917-nucleotide messenger RNA. The record is from the annotation of a GenBank genome assembly. Lineage: Eukaryota; Viridiplantae; Chlorophyta; Pedinophyceae.